GGGGCGGGUGUCUCUGUAGGCAUUUGUCAGUAUGCUCUCGAGCAUAAUGUCAACAAGAAGUGGAUUUCUCAGACUCACGCUGCUGGUGUCGGCGGCCCUGUUUGCCCUGCUGCUGCUCCUGAACACGCUGCAACGCUCGGACCAGCUCCUGGUACCGACCCGGGCCGCCGACGUUGCCCGGAAGGAACCAAAGGCCACACCGCCGCAAGUGCAGGACGUGGAGGAACCCAUCGAUGAGGCCCUGGUGCGGCAGCUGGAGCAGGAGCUGCCCGAGGUGGACUACGGCCUGUGGUAUCGCACCGCCAAGCCAUUGGGCUACAAGGUGAACGCCACAUGUGCCCCCUACCCGGAUCCGCUCGACCUGCAUCUGCACAACAUUUACUGGCAGACCUUCCUCAACGGGAACGUGACCUUCCGCCUAUAUGCCGCAUACCUGGACCAGCGGGCGGCCGUGAAGAGCCGCAUAGUGCGAGUACUGGCCACGGCCAAUCAGAUCGGAAGCGACUUUCCGCCCACCCACUGCCAGCUGUGGUACAAGGGCCGCCGGGAGCCUAUCUUCGUGAAGGUCAGCGAGUUCGUCAGCGUAUGGGUCAAGAACUGGGGCCACACGCCGCAGCUUAGCUAUCCGCAUCUGCUGAGCUGUCCGGUACCCAAAGAACUGCCCCCAAAUAUCCUGGACUCCCUGCCCAGCACCGUGUCCCUGGUGGUCGAGCCUUGCGACAAGGCCAGCAACUCCCUGAGGGUGCACUUUGAGCUGCCCAAGCAGCGACCGAGCAGCAGCUCUACUUCCAUUUCUAACAGCACGGCGACCAACGCCAAAGGUCUGCUGAGCUUCGGGGUAUGCCUCAAGGGCUUCGACUUUCCGUAUGUGGACCUCUCGGAGCGCCUGAUCGAGUGGUUUGAGCUGCAGCGACUGCUGGGCGCCUCGCGGGUUUAUGCAUACAUGUACGACGUUCAUCCGGCAGUGCAGCGGGUCCUGGACUACUACCAGCGGACGGGAUACCUCGAGCUGCGGCCCCUGACCCUGGCCAACGGAAUGCCCCGGCUGCGCCACUACCAGCACAUGCUGCUGCAGCAGCGCCGGCUGGUGAAGCGACUGAACGAGCUGAUACCCUACAACGACUGCUUCUACCGCAACAUGUACCGGCACGACUACCUACUCAAUGUGGACGUCGACGAGGUGAUCAUGCCGCUGGGCGAGCAGCGCACAUGGCAGGAUGUGGUGGAGCGAGCCCACCAGAUAGAGAAGGCCAAGGGGGGGAAAUGCGCCGGCAGCUUUACCUCGUUGUGUAUGAUCAAUGCCUACUUCACGCGAGUGGUGCCCGAGGCGCACAACCACGAGGAGCAGGAGGCCGGCGAGCUGUACGUGCUGCAGCACACGCUGCGGCAUCGCAACCACUCGCUGCCCGGACGUGCCACAAAGUGCUUCCACAACACUCGCUACUCCCUGACCCUGCACAACCACUUCACGCUCAAGUGGCUCUCGGGAGCCUGCAAUCCGCGCACCGUCGACAUCUCGGUGGCCCAGAUGCAGCACUACCGGGAGCCGGAUAAAAAAUACGAGCUCUCCGAGCUGGUCGAGGAUCGCAGUGCCUGGAGGUAUGCCGAGGCCCUGCGCGCAGCCGUGGAGCAGGUGUGGCUGCACCUGGACGACGUCCAGGGCCAGAGCAACGAUGCAGAGGAGCAGUCGGCGCUAGAAGCGGCCCUGGUCGAGGAGCAGGAAUCGGACCUGGAGCAGCAGCAGCAGCAACAGAUGAUGCUGCAUCCCCCAGUGCCCGUCGCUAAGAAAUAGUCCUAACACACCAGAAAUAGUUUUAGCAUUAUUGUGUAUUUUUUUUCGUAGUUAUAGUUCUUGCUCAAACACCUAUACUCAGUAGCUCAGUAGCUCAGAAGUCUGAAGCCCCUCAGCCAAAUAAUAAAGUGAUUUUCCA
This is a messenger RNA of Drosophila persimilis, 1931 nucleotides long. RefSeq lists its product as uncharacterized. Bases 32 to 1792 code for a protein of 586 amino acids. The record is from RefSeq and is a predicted model, not a curated record. The transcript has a single exon. NCBI's taxonomy places the organism in Eukaryota, Metazoa, Arthropoda, Insecta, Diptera, Drosophilidae.